AGGACACUUUGAAAACAAACUGACCACCUCCUUCUUGUUGGCCGAACGUAGUCUUGCGAACUACGGAGACGGCAUUAGCCUGAAAUAGGUCUUAAUCACAAGAAAGACAGGUUAAGCCAUGGAAAAUAAUGUCGAUAAAGAAGAUGGGCGCUGGGAUCCUUCUUCGGGAAGCUACGAGAGCGGAUCAGGAGAUAGUGGACUCGAGAGGGCGUCAGGAACCGAAAUGGAUGAACAAAGGAAGCAGAAUUUAGCUUACCAAUAUCUAUGUCACUUGGAAGAAGCCAAAGUGUGGAUGGAAGCCUGUCUCAAAGAAGAUCUUCCUGAAACUACUGAACUAGAAGAAUAUAUGCGAAAUGGAGUCCACCUUGCGAAGCUAGGAAACUUCUUUGCACCAAAAGUCGUACCACACAGACGUAUCUUCGACAAAGAGCUGAAACAUUUCACGUCUAAAGGCCUUCAUUUUCGCCACACGGAUAAUAUAAACUACUUCCUACGAGCUCUUGAAGAUGUUGGACUCCCCAAGGUCUUUUAUCCUGAGACAACGGAUAUUUAUGACAAGAAGAAUAUGCCAAAACUCAUCUAUUGUGUGCAUGCAUUAAGUUUGUUCCUUUUUAAACUUGGAGUGGCACCACAAAUAGAGGACUUAUAUGGAAAGGCUGAAUUUACAGAGGAACAAAUCAGUGCUAUGCGCAAAGAGUUAGAAAAGUAUGGUCUACAACUGCCAGCUUUCAGCAAGAUUGGAGGAAUUCUUGAAAGUGAGCUUCCAGUUGAUGAAGCAGCAUUGCAUGCAGCUGUCAUUGCGAUCAAUGAAGCCAUUGACCAUCAAAGUUCUGCUGGAACAUUGGAARCCUUAAAGAAUCCCAAUGCACAUCUUGUAGAYAUUGAUGACACAAAUGUUGAUGAUUAUCAAAACUUUUUGUACAAUGCCAAAGAAACUAAAUCAAAACAAGCUCUUGCAAAGUCACCAGGKAGUGAUAAAGAGAUUGACAUCUAUGACAAAUAUCUUACGCAAGCUGAAAUACAAGGAAAUAUCAGCCAAGUCAACGACACAAUCAGAAAGAAGAAAAGAGAUGAGGCUUUGCAAAGAUCACUACAGGAAAUCAAUAGCCUAUUGGAUGGUGAUGAUGCUGAGGCAUUGUGUGCAGCCUUGUCUGAUAAAUCAGCCCAGUUGAGAAACGUUGACAGACAAAAUGCAACUUGGUAUCUCCAGAUGUUGAAGGAAAAAAGAAAAGUCAAACAAGUGACAUCUGAUGAUCCAAAUGCUCAGCUGAUCAAAGAGGAAGUACAAGAAACUGUAAACUCUGCCAACGAAGCAGCUGAUGCUAACAAGCAAAUGCUUGUAACUGUAGAAGCAAUCAACAAAAGUCUUGAUAAGGACAAUCAUGAGGAAACCCACCAAUUGCUUCAAAAGAGUGAAGCCAUGCUGCCAACAGUCCUUAAUAGAAGUGCAUUUCUAUACCAUAGUGAAUUAAAGAAGGAGAAAGCAAAGAAACAGAAUGACCUUGAUCAUAAUGAGAUGGUUCAAACUGUUACAGAGCUGACAGCUGCAGCUGCUAUAAAUGCCGCCAUUGACAAACAGAAUCCUGACGAGCUCAUGAAACACAUGCAGAAUCCMAAGGCACAUUUACAAACUGUGGAUGAAUCACUGGGAGGGCGUUACUUGGAUCAUUUUGUCUCUGUUAAACAAGAGAAAGGGCAGGAUUGUGGGAUUGGCAAAGAUGAUUUAACUCCACUAGAAUUACAAAUAUGUGUAGAUUAUGUCAACACUGUGGUUCAAGAAGAACAUGAUUUAAUAACUGCCUUAUCGAUCAUUAAUAAGAUGAUUGAUGAGAAAGACGCCAACCAAACUACCCAUGCAUUGCAAGCAUCAGAGGCUAAGUUAACUGAAGUUGAUAAUAGUAAUGCUCAACUUUACCAAGAAGUAUUGUUCGCUAGCAAGUCUUUAAAGGCGCAGAAAACCAACGAUGAGUCCGCUGAAUUGUGGCACGAUGAAAUCCAGGCUUGCAUCGAUCAUUCCAACAAGCAUGCCGACGAAACCGUCCAACUUGCGCAGGGCCUGGUGGCGAUUAACCAAACUAUCGACCGUGGGGACCCUAGUAGUUUUAUCACCGCUCUUAGAGACCCUGGUGUUGGAAUCAGGGGGGUCCUGCCAGAAUGCACAGAAGAGUAUUUGAAGGCUUUGAAAGAAGCCAAGCAAGCUAAAGGAGGAGGAUCACCAUGGUUACAGCAGAAGACCAAUUAUGGUCACGUGUAUUACUACAAUAGCAGUACGGGUGAAACACAAUGGACACGACCUGAUGAUUUUAAUGAUGAUUCUGCAUUACUUACUAAAGAGGAAAUACAGGAUGUGGUAUCACGUGAGACCGGCCAACACGAUCGCAUGGUUUACUUGACAUCCAACGAACCUAUGAUAGUCAAACUACAAUCACAUUGGAAAGGCUACUUAACCCGUAAAGCUUACAAAGAACGAGUUACAUUUAUUAAUGAACAACUACCCGCUAUUAUCAAAAUACAGCGUCAUGUUCGAGGUUUUCUAGCAAGGUUACGAUAUCGUAGAAGACUGAACGAACUCAACAACCUUCCUGAAGAGAAAGUUAUCAAGAUCCAGUCUAAUGCUCGUAUGUUCCUUGCAAGAAAACACUACAGGCAAAGGAAAACGUACUUUGAUCAGAACCAAGCGGCUAUUGUCAAGAUUCAAGCUUGGGUACGAGCGAACGUUGCACAGAACGACUACCGUAAACUAGUAUCCAUGCAAGACCCACCUGUCAAGACUGUAAGAAAGUUUCUUCAUUUGCUGCAGCACAGUGACGCGGAUUUCGAGGAGGAACUGGAGUUGCAGAAACUACGUGCUCAAGUCGUGACAGAUAUUCGUUCAAACCAGCAGCUUGAGAAUGAUUUGAAUCUGAUGGACAUUAAAAUAGGAUUACUAGUCAAAAAUAGAAUUACAAUACAGGAUGUCGUUCAUCAUGGAAAGAAACUCAAGCGGGAGAAACAAGAUGCAGCUACUGUCAGCAUCCAGCGAACCAAGGGAAUCAAGUCACUUAGCAAGGAGAGCAGAGAGAAACUAGAAGCCUAUCAAAACCUCUUUUAUUUACUUCAGACGAACCCAACAUACCUUGCGAGACUAAUCUUUGAAAUGCCUCAAAGUAAAACGACCAAAUUCAUGGAAUCCGUUGUACUAACGUUGUACAACUACGCGUCCAAUGCCAGGGAGGAGUAUCUUCUACUGAAGCUCUUUGAAACGGCUUUGAGACAAGAAAUCUAUGCUAAAGUGGAUCAGCUUAUUGAAAUUAUAACAGGAAACCCGACAGUUAUAAGAAUGGUAGUACACUUUAACAGAGGUCAAAGGGGUCAGAGUUCUCUUCGAGAUUUACUGCAGCCUUUAGUGAAAGAUAUUCUGAAUGAAAAAAAUAUGAACAUUAAUACCAACCCGUUGGAUGUUUACAAAGCCUGGAUUAACCAAAUGGAAUCGGAGACUGGUCAGACGAGUAAACUGCCGUACGAUGUCGAACCUGAACAGGCUUUAAAACAUCCUGAAGUACAGGAACGAAUCUCUAUGUCCGUCGCAUCACUAAUCGCCGCAACAGACAAGUUCCUAAACUCCAUCAUACAAUCCGUCGACAAAGUACCUUAUGGGCUACGUUACGUAGCAAUGACGUUACGUUUGUCAUUAACGGAAAAAUUCCCAAAUAUUCCUGAAGAUGAAAUCUUGAAGGUUGUUGGUAACCUCAUCUAUUAUCGAUACAUGAAUCCAGCCAUUGUGGCUCCUGACGCCUUUGAUAUCGUUACUCUGAGCGUCGAAAAAGGACUUCUUCCUGAACAGAGAAGAAACCUUGGUAUCAUCGCUAAACUUCUUCAAUUCGCAGCAUCAAAUAAACUUUAUGAUGUUUCUAGUGGACAUCUCGCUCAACUCAACAAGUACAUCUCUGAAGCCCAUCAAAAGUUCAAAAAGUUCUUCCUGGACGUGUCGACUGUAGAAGAACCAGAAAACCGAUUCAACAUCGAUGAGUACACAGACGUGGUUAUGUUGACCAAACCAACCAUUUACAUUUCAGUCCAGGAAAUCUGCGAUACCCAUACACUGCUUCUUGAACACCAGGAACAGAUCGCACCAGAACCAAAUGACCCGCUACACGAAUUACUGGACGACUUGGGUGACGCCCCUAACGUACAGGAUCUGAUCGGCGGAAAUCGUGAAGACGAAGACUUCGCCCAACAAGUCGCUCAACUCGCCAAGACAGAAAUUUCUCUUAUGUUAACCAACAAGUUUGAAGUUCCCGACGAUGAUGAUUCCGAUAUGAGAGCACUAUUUGUAAGAACAAAGCGACUUAUUGUGGACGUUCUCAUGGUGCAACAAGGUGAAAACUUAACGGAAAUUCUGGAAACCCCUGCAUCAGAAGAACAGGAAAAAGCCCACACUCGGUUAAUGAAGGAAAGAGAUGUCGAUGAAGAAAGAAAGAGAAAAAACACACAAGUCAGACGAUCGGCUUCAAUAUACGGUGAUAACAAGCUUCCUCUUGAAGGACUGAAGAGAAAAAUCAUUCGAAAUCUAAGAAUGCUGGAAAGUCAGGGACUGGUGACGAUAAAGAAUGAUUAUCAAGAUAUCGUUAACGCUAUUGCCAAGGACAUACGUAACCAGAGACGAUACCGUCAGAGAAGACGACAAGAAAGAAAGAAACUUCAACAAACACUGGACAGUUUGCAAACAAAAACACACUUCUACGAGGAACAAAUCGAUUACUACAAUCAAUACAUACGAGUUUGUCUGGAUAAUCUUUCCAAGAAAGGGAAAAAACCAUCCCGAGGUAUUAAACAAGGCAAGAAAACCAAAGAAGAGGUCUACAAAGGAGAAUUUAAGUACAGUGCCCAAAGGCUUUACGAGAAGGGUGUAAUCUUAGAAAUAGAGGGCUUACCUACCUCACAGUUCAAGAAUGUCAUGUUUGAGGUCAAGUCAGGAGACGAUGUUGGAUCGUUCGUUGUAUCGGCAAAGUUCAUGGGGGUGGACAUGGAAAAAGUAGAACUGGUUUUUCAGGACCUUUUACAGUUGCAGUACGAAGGCGUGGCGGUCAUGAAGAUGUUCGGCCGAGCAAAAAUCAAUGUUAAUUUACUCAUCUUUCUCUUAAACAAGAAAUUCUACGGCAAAUAGUAGAUGAAUUUACAAGAGAAUUUUCAAAUGCACUGUUUGUUGAACAAACCAUGCAGGAAUCUUCCUCGUCCCAGGAAAGCGCACCGCACACGACCAAAGGAAACCCGAAAGUAAUUUCAUAAGAGACAUAGUAGAACAUUCACAAAAGAGAGUCAAAUGGCUUGUUAUUACCCAGAGCACCUGUGGGCUUGUUAAAAUGGUUGCAAAUAACUGGUAUUGAUAAUGUGUCGAUAAAAUGCAUUGAAUUUAGAUAAAAUUUGUCUUGAGUUGGAGAGAAGACUUAAAACCCGUGAAAACGAUAUCGCAGGUUUUGAGUAAAUUAACCGUUGCCACUUCAUCCUAAAUUGUACUAAUUACGGUAAUUGUUUCCUGAGUGUAGUAUAAAGUAGAAUUCAUCAGUUGAUGGAUAUACUGCUAAAACUCUCACUAUAACUGGUAGAUAAGGUCUAUAUCUAACUUGGACUCCGUCUUAGUUUCACCUCUCACAUCCUUGGCCUUUACUAAUGGAUCCUCAACAGGCCAUACGCAGGGACGCCUUUUUCUAGAACAAAACAUUAAGGUAAAUGCUUUAUAUUCUCGCCAAAAUAGCCCCUCAAAACAACUCGCAUUAUAAACACGAAAAGGGAUUGUGGAAAUAAUUCCAACAGUCGUAGAGAAAAGCACGAGAAUUGAAUUUACCGAUAAUUCAUGAAAAUGGCGUCACCGCGUUCAAAUAUAAAAUAGCAUCUUUCUGUAAAACCGUCUGAUUCUGAAGAAAUUGGUAAUUUAUCAAAGAGAAUAACAUGAUUAUUUUAAGGAGUAGAUUUUCUGUAGACACGUUUCAGAAAGGUAUUUUAGUACCAUACAUAGUGAACCCCAUAGUGGCUCACUUCUCAUUAUAGUUUUAAAAGAUCAAAUUAAAAAUACGAAAAUAUCAUAAUAAACCUACAAAUUCGGACGCACAAGUGCUUAACUAUCACGGACACUAGUAUAAGACCUCACUUUUACGGACACUGCUUGAUUUGUAUAUAUUAUUGAACCUCCGUAAAUACGGGCAAAGAUUAUUGUCCGCAAUUAUGAGGUUUUGAUAUACAGUUUCUAAGUACUGGCCAAAUAAGUUACCGCCAUUUUAGAGAUGUUUAGUUAGCUCACACACGAAACAGAAAACACUGCAUUCACGCAUUAAUGUAAAACACCAAUAAUAUGAAAUAAAACUGACUUAUCAGUGGCAUAAAAACUAUUUACAACCUUAAA
Messenger RNA from Exaiptasia diaphana, 6379 nucleotides. RefSeq names its product ras GTPase-activating-like protein IQGAP1. The transcript has 42 exons. Gene Ontology annotation, cellular component: cytoplasm. Bases 119 to 5146 code for a protein of 1675 amino acids. Gene Ontology annotation, biological process: regulation of actin cytoskeleton organization; regulation of GTPase activity. Gene Ontology annotation, molecular function: GTPase activator activity; actin filament binding; calmodulin binding. The record is from RefSeq and is a predicted model, not a curated record. Lineage: Eukaryota; Metazoa; Cnidaria; Anthozoa; Actiniaria; Aiptasiidae.